Messenger RNA from Chironomus riparius, 1026 nucleotides. NCBI's taxonomy places the organism in Eukaryota, Metazoa, Arthropoda, Insecta, Diptera, Chironomidae. The record is from the annotation of a GenBank genome assembly.
AUGUAUUCGUCGUAUUUACUAUUAUUUAGUUAUAUUUUAGUUCAAGAAUAUAAUGGAAUGUUUGAAUGUAUUUUAACACAAUUUGAAGUUGUUGUUAAAGACAGUCCAUAUUGUAAUUUUAACAACUUAAAAAUUGUUCGUUUUAAUCGAACAACUUUUGUCAUUAAUGGGAGCUUCGAGAUUUUUGUGGAUACUAUUGAAAGUUUUGAUACUCUAUGCAGUAUGUUUAAGAAAGCUGGGAACGAUUAUAAACUAACUCCAUAUAAAGUUGGUCCAAUCAACAUUUGUGAUGCUUUAAAAAAAGACGAACUUUUCUAUCCAUCAAUUCAUGCGGCAUCCAAAAAUUUUCCAGCAUUAGGGACAUGUGAUUUUACAGAAGGAAAAAUUUAUAAAAUAAUUAACUUUCUGCCUAAUCUUGACAAAGUACCACCAGUUUUUCAGAGUGGAGACUACAUGAUCGAAUGCCAAGUUACUAAAGCUGGUGAAUUAAUUCAAGCAUUAAAAAUUUAUGGGCAACUAUAUAACAUUGAUUCAAAUGCAAUGUUUGAGUGCAUCAUGACACAAUUUGACCCAAUUGUUAAAAAUUGCCAAUCAAUGAAUUUUGAUAAAAUAAAAGUCGUUCGUUUCAACCGCACAACCUUAGUAAGUAAUGGAUCAUUUGAACUAAAUUUUGAUGGAUCAUUUGCCGAAGCUGAGGGAUUAUGCAAUUUUUAUAAGAAAGCUGGAAAUGAAUAUAGACUAACUCCAUAUAAAGUUGCUAGAACAAAUUUAUGCAAAGGUAUGGCAGAAGAUGAAUAUUUCUACCCUGCAUUUCAUACAUUCACAAAUUUUCCACCUGUCAAGACGUGUGCUUUCAAAAAUGGAUUUACUUACUUUAUUAAAAAUUAUUUGCCAGAUUUAAGUAAAAUACCACCCGUUAUAGGAAGUGGAGACUACAUGCUAGAAUGCAAAAUUUUUAAAGGUGAAGAAUUUAUACAGGGGUUUAAGACUUAUGCUCAAGUCUACAACAUUCCGAAUUCUGGGUAA